Merops nubicus (carmine bee-eater) is the source of this 4923-nucleotide messenger RNA. RefSeq names its product leucine-rich repeat kinase 1 (gene LRRK1). The transcript is spliced from 30 exons. Gene Ontology annotation, molecular function: protein kinase activity; protein binding; ATP binding. NCBI's taxonomy places the organism in Eukaryota, Metazoa, Chordata, Aves, Coraciiformes, Meropidae. The annotation marks the transcript as partial. Gene Ontology annotation, biological process: protein phosphorylation. The record is from RefSeq and is a predicted model, not a curated record.
CAACUAUGAAGCAAGAGCUGAUAGUUUAUUCUGAGGCCACCUUAUCUUGUUUGAAGACGUUUCUCACCAGCGUCACGGGGAGCUCUGGGAACUCUUCCCUUUCUCUGGACUGUGGACAUGGGUGGCAAACAGUCCACAGUGGGCGACGUCUCCGUAACUCAGACACCUGUGACAGAAAGCAUUCAGGAUGCUUACAAAGCUGGAGACACCAGUAAGGCCCAAGAGUUGAUUAAGUUAUCAUGUGAGGAGACUGCACUGCAAGUAGAAAAGUGUCAGCUUCUAGGUAUUGCAGCAGCAUAUGGAGAUCUGCAGGCAGUGAGAUAUCUACUCAAGGAAGCAUUAGUGGUGUUGCCAACAGAACCUAAUGAUGACAAUGCAGCCGUGGUGGCUGCGUAUUUUGGACAUAAGGAUGUUGUGAAAGAGCUGCUGGAUUCCUUGCAUGGUCCUAGCACUUGCCAACAGCUCCUGAACUGGAUGCUGGCCAUAGCCUGCCAGCAGGGACACUUGGACAUAGUAAAACUCCUGAUUCGUGGGUACAGUGCUGACCCAGAGAGCUGUGCAGUCAGGAGGAAUGAGUUCCCAGUUCUCAUACGGUUGCCCCUGUAUGCUGCUAUAAAGGCAGGGAAUGAAGACGUGGCCGUGUUUUUGUUACGGAAUGGAGCUUUCUUUUGUUCCUACAUCCUGAUGGACAGUCCUGAAUCCAGCAAACACCUUCUGAGGAAGUAUUUCAUCGAGACGAGCCCACUGCCAGGUAGUGCUCCAGCCAAAACAGCUUUGUGUGUGAACUGGUCCAACCUCAAACUGCCCUGGGUGGAUCUGGACUGGCUGAUCGAUAUCUCCUGUCAGAUAACUGAGCUCGACCUCUCUGCCAACUGCCUGGUCUCCCUUCCAUCCGUGAUCCCAUGGGGGCUGAUCAACCUCAGGAAGCUCAGCCUGGCUGACAACCAGCUGGCAGACCUGCCCAGCGUGCAGUGCUCGGAUGAAAUUAUCUGUACAAGAUUACUUGAGGUCGACGUAUCCAGCAACAGGCUCUCUACUCUCCCCUCUGGAUUCCUACAUCUUAAAAACCUUAAAAAACUCAUUGCUUCCAAAAACUACAUGGAGAAGUUAUUUGACGAGGAAAGCACAACUAAUUGGAUUGGUUUAAGGAAGCUGCAGGAGUUUGAUGUCUCUGACAACAGGUUGGUGGAACUUCCAACGGUUUUUCUGUACUGCUUCAAGUCCCUAAACAUACUGAAUGUUUCCAGAAAUCAGCUGAAAGUGUUUCCAGAUCCCUGGGCCUGCCCCUUGAAAUGUUGUAAAGCAUCUAGAAACUCACUGGAAUUCCUCCCUGAUGCAUUGACUAUUUUCUGGAAAAAUCAUCUCAGAGAAGUGGAUUUUUCUGAGAACUCACUAAAAGAAGUUCCACCGGGGCUCUUCCAGCUUGAAGCUUUGGUGUCCCUGAAGCUGCUGGGAAAUCAGUUAGUUACGUUGCCUUCACAAGAUAAGUGGAAUUGCAAACAACUUAAAUCACUGGAUCUUUCAAAAAACCAACUUGGGAAGAGCGACGAGGGAUUUAAAACCAAGCGGAUCCCCUUUUUCACCACGAAGAACAGGGUGCGUUGUGGCCCGGAGGCAGGUCCUUUUUUGGAGUUUCCAGCGUUUCUGAGUGAUUCUCUGGAAGUCCUUUAUCUGAACGACAAUCAGCUGGACUCUGUCCCGCCAUCCGUUUGCCUUCUGAAAGGUUUAACAGAACUUUAUUUAGGAAAUAACCCUGGUAUCCGAGAGCUUCCUCCAGAACUUGGACAGCUGGCUAAUCUCUGGCAGCUGGAUAUCGAGGAACUAAACAUCACUAAUGUUCCUGCAGAGAUCAGAAAAGAGGGCCCUAAAACAGUGCUGGCAUAUUUACGAGCGCAGCUGCGCAAAGCAGAGAAGUGUAAGCUGAUGAAGAUGAUCAUCAUCGGUCCCCCACGCCAGGGCAAGUCCACCCUGGUGGAGAUCCUGCAGACAGGAAAGGUCCCUCAGAUGAUGCACAGCGAUGCCACCAUACGUACUACGAAAUGGGAGCUCCCCAAGCCCGUGGGACACAAGGCAAAGGUUGAUUCAGUGGAGUUCAAUGUCUGGGAUAUCGGAGGCCCAGCAAGCAUGUCUACAGUCAAUCAGUGUUUCUUCACAGACAAAGCAUUGUACAUAGUGGUAUGGAACUUGGCACUGGGGGAAGAAGCUGUGGCAAACUUACAGUUCUGGUUGCUGAACAUCGAGGCCAAAGCUCCAAAUUCAGUGGUGUUGGUGGUGGGAACACACCUUGAUUUAAUAGAAACGAAAUUCCGCGUUGAGAGGAUAGCAACUCUGAGGGCAUAUGUCUUGGCUCUCUGUCGGUCUCCCUCUGGAUCCAGAGCAACUGGCUUCCCAGAUAUCACAUUCAAGCACCUGCAUGAGCUCUCCUGUAAGACUCUGGAAGGCCUCGAUGGACUCCGCCAGCUGAUUUUUCAUGUCACUUGCAACAUGAAGGACGUCGGCAGCUCAAUUUGCUCACAGAAACUUGCAGGGAGAUUGAUACCAAGAAGUUACCUUAGUCUUCAAGAAGCUGUCCUUGCAGAGCAGCAUAGAAGAAGUCAGAAUGAUGAUGUACAGUAUUUAACAGACAGACAAAUAGAACUGAUGAUUGAGCAAACGCCUGGAAAUGAUAUCAAAGACUAUGAAGACUUGCAAACUGCGAUUAAUUUUCUCAUAGAAACGGGUACACUACUGCACUUCCCAGACACAAGCCAUGGCCUGAGAAACCUCUACUUCCUUGACCCUGUCUGGCUCUCAGAAUGUCUACAGAGGAUUUUCAACAUCAAGAGCUCCAAGUCUGUAGCUAAGAAUGGAGUCAUCAGAGCAGAGGAUCUCAGGAUGCUGCUGGUUGGGACAGGCUUCACUGAGCAAACUGAAGAGCAGUACUUCCAGUUCUUAGCCAAGUUUGAAAUUGCACUGCCUGUGGCCAAUAACAGCUACCUCCUCCCUCAUCUGCUUCCUACCAAGCCAGCUUUAGAUAUCCAUGGACUCUGCCACCAGACCUCAAACAUGGUCCAAAGGGUCUUCAAGAUGAGCUUUGUCCCAGUUGGCUUUUGGCAGAGAUUCAUAGCCCGAAUGUUAAUUAGCCUGGCAGAGAUGGACCUCCAGCUUUUUGAAAACAAGAAGAACACCAAGACGAGAAACAAAAAGGUGACCAUCUACAGCUUCACAGGCACCCAAAGGAACCGCUGCAGCACGUUCCGAGUCAAAAGGACUCACACUGUUUACUGGCAGGAAGGUCUGUUCGUUACCUUUGAUGGAGGCUAUCUUAGUGUGGAGUCUUCUGAUGUGAACUGGAAAAAGAAAAAAAGUGGUGGAAUUAAAAUCAUUUGCCAGUCAGAAGUGAGAGACUUUUCAGCAAUGGCGUUCAUCACAGAUCAUGUCAACUCUUUGAUAGACCAGUGGUUUCCUGCCCUGACAGCCACGGAGAGCGACGGCACGUUGCUGAUGGAGCAGUAUGUGCCCUGCCACAUCUGUGCAGCCUCCAGGGCGGAGGGGAACGCCUGUGGUGAGAAGGCAGAGGACGUGCAGUACUUCAACAUGGAGGACUGUGUCCUCACUGCCAUUGAACUGGACUACAUCACCUGUCCUAACCACCCUGACAUCCCCGUUUCUCUCCAAGAGCUGGUCCCAGAGCUUUUCAUGACUGAUUUUCCUGCCAGACUGUUCCUGGAAAAUAGCAAACUGGAAUGGAGUGAAAAUGAAAACAACGUUCUUGGCCAGGGUGGAAGUGGGACCGUUAUAUAUCGGGCACGAUACCAAGGAAAACCAGUGGCUGUGAAGAGAUUUCAGAUUAAAAAAUGCAUGGGUUCUCCCACUUCAGCUGCAGAUACCAUGCUGAAGCACCUGAGAGCCAUGGAUGCCAUGAAGAACUUCUCGGAGUUCCGGCAGGAGGCCAGCAUGCUCCACUCCCUGCAGCACCCCUGCAUCGUCUCCCUCAUUGGCAUCAGCAUCCACCCCCUCUGCUUUGCCCUCGAGCUGGCCCCUCUGGGCAGCCUCACCACUGUCUUGUCUGAAAACUCCAAAGGGUCUUCCUUUGUGCCGCUGGGACACAUGCUGACACACAAAAUAGCCUAUCAGAUAGUCACGGGCCUGGCCUACCUGCACAAGAAGAACAUCAUCUUCUGUGACCUGAAGUCAGACAACAUCCUGGUGUGGUCCCUGGAUGUCAAGGAGCACGUCAACAUCAAGCUCUCCGACUACGGCAUCUCCCGGCAGUCCUUCCACGAAGGGGCGCUGGGGGUGGAGGGCACCCCGGGCUACCAGGCCCCCGAGAUCCGCCCCCGCAUCGUCUACGAUGAGAAGGUUGACAUGUUCUCAUAUGGGAUGGUCCUGUACGAGCUGCUGUCUGGUCAGAGGCCUGUGCUGGGACAGCACCAGCUCCAGAUUGCCAAGAAGCUGUCUAAAGGGAUCCGUCCUGUCCUUGGGCAGCCAGAAGAGGUGCAGCUGUAUAGGAUGCAGGCACUCAUGAUGGAGUGUUGGGACACUAAGCCAGAAAAGCGUCCACUGGCCAAUUCUGUGGUAGGACAGAUGAAAGAUCCUACCUUUGCAACGUUCAUGUACCUGCUGUCCUGUGGGAAACAGUCUUCCUUCUUCUGCUCCCAAGGACAGGAGUACACAGUGGUGUUCUGGGAUGGGAAGGAAGACACCAGAAACUACACGGUGGUGAAUCCAGAGAAAGGAGUCAUAGAAGUGGAGAGGAUGAGCUGCCCAGGAAUGAAGCUGUGCUGCCAACUAAAAUUUCAGAAUGCCCUCUGGGCUGCCACCGAGGACCAGAAGAUUUCUGUGUAUGGUUUGCAGGGCAUGUGUCCUCUAAAGACUCCACAGAAGGGUUUAGACACUCCUGCUACUGUGAGCUGCUUUCUAGUAAUGCCUGUUGUCAAAAAG